AUGGAACUGAAAAACCAAACAGCAGUUUUAGAAUUCCAUCUGCUUGGACUGACAGACAAUCACAAGCUUCUGCCUCUCAUCUUCACCAUGUUCCUCUCCAUGUAUCUCACCACGGUUCUGGGAAACCUGCUUAUCAUCAUGGCCAUCAGCUCAGGCUCCCAACUGCACACUCCCAUGUAUUUCUUCCUCUCUAUUCUAUCCAUUAAUGACAUAUGUUACAGCACAGUCACAAUUCCCAAAAUGCUGGUGAACAUCCAAGCACUGGACAACAGCAUAAGUUACAUAGAAUGUCUCUCCCAAACCUGCUUUGUUUCAAUUUUUAGUGACAUGGAAAAUUUUCUCCUGGCAGUGAUGGCCUAUGACCGCUAUGUGGCCAUUUGCAAACCCCUGAGGUACACGAUCAUCAUGACUCCUAUUUUCUGUGUCCUGAUUAUUCUAAUCUCCAUUUUCCUUAGCAUUGUAGAUUCCCUACUGCACAGUCUGAUGGUGUUGAGGCUUUCCUUCUGCACAGACCUAGAAAUCCCACACUUCUUCUGUGAACUGGCUCGGGUUAUCAAGCUUGCUUGUUCUAGUACAUUUCUUAAUAAUUUCUUGAUAUUUGUUGCAGCUUUUGUCCUUGGGGGUGGUCCUAUCUGUGGAAUUGCUUUUUCAUAUAUUUACAUUGUGUACUCAGUCUUGAGAAUGCCAUCUUCUGGAGGAAAGCACAAAGCCUUUUCUACUUGUGCAUCACAUCUGUUGGUUGUUUCCUUGUUCUAUGGAACAGGUUUUGGAGUGUACAUCAGUUCUACAGUGACAGAUUCUCUCAGUAAUACAGCAGUGGCUUCCAUAAUGUAUACUGUGGUUCCUCCAUUGCUCAACCCCUUUAUCUAUAGUCUCAGAAAUAGAGAAAUGAAAGAAUCCUUGAGGAAACUUGUUGGCAGAGUAAUUUAUUUUGUGUGA
This is a messenger RNA of Acomys russatus (golden spiny mouse), 939 nucleotides long. Its product is annotated as olfactory receptor 7G2-like. Lineage: Eukaryota; Metazoa; Chordata; Mammalia; Rodentia; Muridae. Gene Ontology annotation, cellular component: membrane. The record is from RefSeq and is a predicted model, not a curated record. Gene Ontology annotation, biological process: G protein-coupled receptor signaling pathway. The transcript has a single exon. Gene Ontology annotation, molecular function: olfactory receptor activity; G protein-coupled receptor activity. Bases 1 to 939 code for a protein of 312 amino acids.